Messenger RNA from Musa acuminata subsp. malaccensis (wild Malaysian banana), 913 nucleotides. Its product is annotated as putative glucan endo-1,3-beta-glucosidase GVI. Lineage: Eukaryota; Viridiplantae; Streptophyta; Magnoliopsida; Zingiberales; Musaceae. The record is from RefSeq and is a predicted model, not a curated record.
GUCGAUAGUCGAUAACGACGUCCGCACUGGUGCCAAUGGCUCUGCCCUCACCCACUUCCUUGUCCCGGCCAUGGACGACCUCCAUGACACCCUCACGUCUCUUGGCCUCAACCGCGACAUCGUCGUACUGUCCUCGCCACACCGUCCUACCAACCCUCCAACGUAGUCUUCCGCCCGGACCUCCCCCUUUACAUCUACCCCUCCUCGCAUUCCAUGCCGACACUGGCUCCCCUCUCUUCGUCAACGCCUACCCCUACUUCGUGUACGCGAAGGAUCCAUUCGACGUCACACUUGAAGAGACUCUCCUCGACCCGGUGUCUGUCGCCUUCACCGACCCGGCCGCCGACCUCAGCUACGCCAACCGCGCCAUUGCGGUCGUAGCGUCGCCUUCCUUGAAGGGCGACAGGGUCGGGGUGCAGGAGUCAGAGACGGGGCCCGGAGAACGCAGCACGAUACAAUGGCAAGCUGAUUCAACCGGUGGUAAUGCAGAAGGGUGACGUCGUUUUGGGCCUACAACUUCGCCCUCUUCAACGAGAACCAAAAGGCCGGGCCGUCCUCCGAGCACAACUGCGACCUCUUCAAGUCUGACGGCACCACUUAUUCUCGUAGAAAGAAUUUGCCCAAUUAGGGGGACGACAGGGCCUCACGAGACAGGGUUGGGGCCUCGCAAGGGUGGAGGUAACCACAUCGGGGCAGAAGGUGGCCACAACAGGAGAAGGGGAUGACAGGGCCUCGCGGGUGGUGGGCAGGGUCUCGUGGGACGACAGCGUCGCGGGGCGAUGACAGGGGAGGGGGACGAUAGGGCAGGGCCUCGAGGGACGGUGGCGCGACGGGGCAACGACAGAGGAGGGCUAACUCGGAUCAGGUUGCUUGGGUUUUUCGACCCGCUAAUCUUAGCCCAAUCCGGUCGAUU